This is a messenger RNA of Solenopsis invicta (red fire ant), 1052 nucleotides long. RefSeq lists its product as uncharacterized. The record is from RefSeq and is a predicted model, not a curated record. NCBI's taxonomy places the organism in Eukaryota, Metazoa, Arthropoda, Insecta, Hymenoptera, Formicidae. The coding region runs from base 276 to 668 and encodes 130 amino acids. The transcript has 2 exons.
AUUUUUCUCUUGUAAAUUCGCAAGGUAAGAAUAUUUUCUUUUUGCCGAAUGUGCACAAAGUUUACGAAGUUCGUUAAACGAAAUCGCUUCGUUGAAGAAACUUGCAUCAUACCUCAGUAUAUUUUCAACGCUCCUUAUCUAAUCAAGUCCACUCGAUUAUUGAAUUUGAUCGUCCGUAUUCAACAGUACAACUUUUACUCUGCACUCACGCAGACGUCUGUUUCUGGUGAUUUCACGAACCACAAGUUCUCGUGUUUGUUCGUGCUUUAUUCAAUAUGGAGGAGCAGGUUUUAAAUCCAUUGGAAAAUGACAGUAUGAUACCGGAUGAUGUACAAGAAAAAUUGGCGAAGGUGUUUGAAAGAUAUCAACAGUUAAGCGAUGAAGAAAAGGAAGAGUUUCAAAAGGGUGCAUUCGAUGUACUGACAAAGACUCUGCAAAAGUUACCCAAGAACACGAUUUUGCCCACGUGGCUCGCACCAUACCAGUCUUAUAUUCUGUUCUUUUUUGCAGUAUCAAUUGUAGCAAUUCUACUCGCUGUUAUAGCGCGCAGAUUGUAUCGACGUACGAAAGAACGAGAAGAUCGUAAAGAAGAAAAGAGAAAGCUCAGACAAGCAGAAAAGCUCAAGAAAGCAGAGAAGAGGCAGAAGACGAAACAGAAGAAGACGUAAUUUGUGAUCAUUUAUAUUUAAUAAUAUCUUAAUGGAAAAAUAUUCAUUAACGAAUAGAUGAAUGGAUUCUUAUAAUAAAUUUGAAACAUGUUUUAUAAUUUGUUACAAUCUUUAGAAUUACCAUAUGUUUUACUUUUCCAUUGGUACAUACACAACUUUUCCAUUGAUAAAUUAAGGGAAAUAAAUUUAAGGAAAUAGAAACAUAAUAAGAAUUGGCAUCAAGAAGUAUUUAUUGUGUGCCAUUCAUAAACUUAAACAUUUAUAUGAGGUAUACAACAAAAUUAACAUAAACCGGCAUAUACAUUGUCGCUUUCGCAAAAAGUCAACAUAUUUUCCAUUAAAUUAUAACAGAAAAAAAUAAACUGUAUUACCAAAUAACAUAUG